UACUCAGAUACCACCGUGUAUAUAUCAAGGUAUUUAGCGAAUCCGUUGGUUACUAUACAGACCAUGGGCGACACCGUUAAAGGCCGUGUGCUGUAUAAGAAAGAAUGGAAGGAUUGGUGGGAAAGAAACUACGAAAGAAAAGCAAGGGGUGAUAGAGGACCCGAUACAGAAAGUAAACUUAACGAGAGUGAUUUCAAUGAACUAAGUCCGAUGUUAGUGAAACAUAGGAAUUUUCUGUUUGCGGGUCGGGAAAAAUGUCGAAUAUUUGUGCCUCUCAGUGGAGCAUCACCAAACGUGAAGUGGAUAGCGGAUCAAGGCCAUGCGGUCGUAGGAGUAGAAUGUGCACCAUACGCGAUAUUAGCUUUCUUCGAAACCAACUCAAUUGAAUAUAUAAAAACCGUCUCAAAAGUAGAUCCGUCUUACAAUGUCUACACAGCGAAGGGUAUCGACAUCGUAAUUUUCGAAGGCGACUACUUCAAUUUCAAUGCAGAUAUAGCCGGAGGCAAAAUGGACGGCGUUUCUGAUACUGCGAGUCUCAACACAAUUCCAUUCAAUAAAAGAGAGGAAUACGUGACCGUAAUGCUAUCUUUAUUAAAAUCAGACUCUUGGUAUCUUCUCAGUGGUUGGGACUUUGGUGAAUUCCGAACAUGGCCUUAUAAUCCGUGGAAUAUAUCCAAGAAAGACGUCAAAAAGUUGUUUGGCGACAAAUGUACCUCGACUUUAUUAGAUGAGAAUGUCACACAGUGGGGAGUAGAUAGAACAUUUCUCAUACAACCUAAAUAGUUAUUUUAUACCAUAUUUUUGCUAUUUAAUACUUGCUUUGUUUUUACAACUAAAUUCACUUACAGGGGAUAGCUGAAGAAUUGAAAACGCAAGGUUACAUUAACAACGCUGUUCUAUUUGAACAAAACUUUACUAUUACUAAAACUAAUGAUCACUCAAGAAUUUGCUCAAUUAUUUAUGAAUUAUUUUUAGAUAGAAUGUUGCGAAUUUCGUAAAAAAUAUUCAAAAUACCUGUAAUUUCAACCUAUACUUUUAUAUAGAAAUGAUAGCAAUAACACAAGAUACAAAUUUGAGUUUUAUUUUCACAUGUGUUACUGAAACACGGCACCAGCAUAU
Molecule: messenger RNA, 1119 nt
Organism: Styela clava
Lineage: Eukaryota; Metazoa; Chordata; Ascidiacea; Stolidobranchia; Styelidae
Product: putative thiopurine S-methyltransferase
Molecular function (GO): thiopurine S-methyltransferase activity
Source: RefSeq, a predicted model, not a curated record